Molecule: messenger RNA, 408 nt
Organism: Knipowitschia caucasica
Lineage: Eukaryota; Metazoa; Chordata; Actinopteri; Gobiiformes; Gobiidae
Source: the annotation of a GenBank genome assembly
AUGGGAGGAGGAGCAGGAGGAGGCCAGAAAAGGAGGAGUGGAGACAGGAGGAGCAGGAAAGAGGAAGAAGGUGAGAGGAGGAGGAGAAAGCAAGAGGCAGGAGGAGGCGAGAGAAUGAGGCAAGAGAAGGAGGAGGAGGAAGCAGGCAAGGCAAGAGGAGGAGGCAAGAGAGGGAGGAGGCAGGAGAGGGAGGAGUGGAGACAGGAGGAGCAGGAAAGAGGAAGGAGGCACUAUUACAGACUACCAGAGGGGACACUGGAGCUGGCCAAAAUCAGCAAAGUGUUGAUGGCCAUGGAGCAGGGAAGAGUGACGGAAUUCGAAGGAAAGAGCCUCGACCAGAUACAAAUUGAGCCUGAAGGGAGAGCAAUGCACCCCAUGGUAGUGGCAGUGCCCCUUCUGAACGUGUAA